Melanaphis sacchari is the source of this 2971-nucleotide messenger RNA. It is a transcript of the gene Snoo, whose product is annotated as ski oncogene. The record is from RefSeq and is a predicted model, not a curated record. Gene Ontology annotation, biological process: negative regulation of BMP signaling pathway. Lineage: Eukaryota; Metazoa; Arthropoda; Insecta; Hemiptera; Aphididae. Gene Ontology annotation, molecular function: DNA-binding transcription factor activity, RNA polymerase II-specific; RNA polymerase II cis-regulatory region sequence-specific DNA binding; SMAD binding. Gene Ontology annotation, cellular component: nucleus.
CGAUCUCGUCCGCGACGCGUAUUUUCGUUUUAAUCAUAACCAUAAUUACGUAUAAACGUAUAUAAAUAUAUAUUUAUGAACUGAACGAAUGUUUAAUAAUAUAACAUUAUAAUUUAAUAUAUUGAAAUAAAAUCGUUAAUUUUUUUUUCGCUCGUGUUCCGAGUGUGCGCGUAUUCUGUUCCGUGUGCGCGCUCGUUCUUCUCAUACCAAAGGUAUUUACUACAUAAAUCGUCAUGAGCAUGUUUUUAAAGCGCGCCAUGGUACGCGUUUAGAUUCGGUGUUCAAUCGUAGGCACUCGUGUUUUACGGGUUUUUUUCCCCUGUCGUUUGGUUUGCAUUAAAUCCGUUUUUAGUUUUUCACUCGAGCCGGUAUUUGAUACGUUUCCGCGAGUGUUCCCGUAGCAUGCGCGAUUUCCACAGGUUUUCUAACGACCCGUACCGGUGUGUUGAUGGUGUUGACGUUGACGCGGUCCCGCCGCGACACAUGCCGUCGUCGACAAAGGUACUGCGGUCACCGGUGAUUGUAGUCGCGCGAUCGUCCGCACGUUGUGGCCAUGACGUGUUCACAUUCGACGCGGCGAUAUGAGUACCGCUGUCGGAGUCGACCAGUGAUCGGAGCAUUACCGAAAUCGGUAGCAUCAGUAGUAGUAGUAGGAGUAGGUGUAGCAGUAGAAGUAGUAGCAACAGUUGUUCGGAGAACGGACGUCCGUACGUAAAACACGAACCGUCGGCUGUUUGGGCACGGAGGAAACGACGGAGAAAACGGCGGCGACGACGACGACGACGACGACGACUGCUGACAUACGACUCGACCAGCACGGUCGAGAUGGAAGACGACCACCUAAGCGAUCAGCAGGUGAACAACCCGCACAUAAACAAAGUGCUGAAGACGUACCAGAUGAGCGCACCCAGGAGCCUGCAGGGACCGAACUCGGUGCUUGACGAACCGUCCGGUGCCGCGGUGGCCGUGUGCUCGCCCAAACCGCCAAUGGCCAACGCGACAGGUGGCGACUCCGAGUCCGGCGGCGUUGGCGGCGGCCGGAAGACGCCGGCGCCGGCGCCACCGCCUCCGCCGCCCCUGCACCCGGUGCUGUACGUGCCGGACCAGUCGGGAUGCGAGCUGUUCGAGACGGAGCUGGAAUGGGAGAAGAUAGCUUGCUUCAUGGUGGGCGGCGAGAUGCGGCUGUGCCUGCCGCAGAUCCUCAACACGGUGCUCCGGGACUUCACGCUUACCCAGAUCAACCAGGUGUGCGAUGAGUUGCGCAUCUACUGUUCGCGGUGCACGCCCGAGCAGUUGGACAUGCUCAAGCACUGCCAGAUACUGCCGGUGACGGCGCCUUCGUGCGGUCUGAUGACCAAGACGAACGCCGAGCGGCUGUGCUUCGCGCUGCUCCACCGGGUCCCGCCGCCCGCGGCCCCGGUGCCCGAAGACGUGGUCACGUUCUCUUUCGAGGUGUUCCACGACGUGUUCGGCAAGACCCGGGGCGUGUGCAUGCCCGAGCUGUACACGGAAAAGUUCUCGGCGUGCAUACAGUGCGUCGAGUGUAAGGCGCUGUUCGCGCCCCAGCGGUUCGUCAACCACAUACACCGGUUCACGGGCACCAACUCGUGCCACUGGGGCUACAAGCGCGAGAACUGGAAAGCGUACGUCAAGGUGUCGCACGGGCACCCGGACUACGCACAAGUGGUCAACCUGUUCGAGACGUUCAAGGAGCAGAUCGACGAGUCGGCCACCGCACACUUUUCCUCCAGGAAACGAAAGCAGUUGAUGGAACUUGUGCCCGUUUCAUGUACGGUUCGCCCGUCCAGGGCCGAGACGCCGCCGCCGUCGUUGAAGAGGACAAAGCUCGAGGACACGCCGCCCGCGUUGCCCACGGCGGCUUACUACUCGGCGCUGAGCAUGGCACCCACGUUGCCUAAUUACAUGGUGGACCCAUUUCACUAUUUCUACGGUGCGUGGGUUCCGCCGCCCGCUGCCAUGUACAUGAACAACUCGCAUCAUCUGUACAGAAACGACAGUUUGAUCAAGAGGGAGAGACCGCCGAGGCUAGUGGAUCCGCAAAAAGUCAUAUCUCACACGCAGUCCGAACAGUUCGGCAGGAGUUUUCAACCGAACGUUGCGUUGGCGCCUCCCACCAAACACAACGGCAAUGCUAACGCUAGCAAUAUCCUGGGCCAUCACCACAACCUUCACUAUCAAAACUCUAACAAUGUCAACAACAACAACAAUAAUAAUAAUAACAGCAGUAAUAACAACAACAACACCGCCAAACCGACGGUAAAAUUUAAAGACAAAGAGGACGAUGAACAGGAAAAUAAAGAUAUUAUCCCUACUCAAGAGUCCGAGAGGAGAUACAACAGUGUUGCCGCCAGUGUUAUGGAGCAAGUGGCCGCUGUUUUGGAUGCCUUAAGCGAUGCUAAGGAGACGACGCGACAGCAAGUGAUCGGAUUGGUCGAGCGGAUUGCCCUGCGGCUUGAAAAAGUCGAAUCAAAAAAUCAGCAACUCAUCCGAGAGAACGAAAUACUUAAAAACCAAUUGAACACGAAGAGGCAUACGAACAAAGAAGAUCCGUUCUUAGUAGAAGACUGUAUGAUGAUUAAAUGGGAAAACAGCGGUGGUAUUGACCAAGAACACAGUAAAUCCAAUAGUUUGCCAUUAAUGAACAAGAGGUGUAGUCCAGUGUCCGUGAUAACCUCACCAUCAUGUCUGCCCAAAACACCUCCACCCCAUAAUCUACAGUCCAACAUCAUGGCCGCUACCACUGCUACCAUUACAGCCACAUCAGUGUUGAUCAAAUCGGAAUCCAUCGACUGAUUAUUAUAAUUGCAGCUUGCUGUUUACUUAUUAUUAUUAAUUAUUAUUAUUUAAUUUAAUAUUGCUACCACCGACAAUUGAUCUCUCCUUAAAAAAAAUAAAAAUAAAAAUAAAAGUAAAUAAUAAUAUUUAUAAAUUAUACAAGCUUUUUAUAAUA